Messenger RNA from Acanthopagrus latus (yellowfin seabream), 3318 nucleotides. RefSeq names its product leucine-rich repeat flightless-interacting protein 1. The transcript has 6 exons. Bases 41 to 1012 code for a protein of 323 amino acids. The record is from RefSeq and is a predicted model, not a curated record. NCBI's taxonomy places the organism in Eukaryota, Metazoa, Chordata, Actinopteri, Spariformes, Sparidae.
CGUAAACAAAAGCUUAAUAUAAAACAUUUAAAAAAAAAAAAUGCAUUCAGUCACUCUGGACAGCAGUGGUUCGCCCAAGAAGCGGACGUUAUCUCGGGGAGUUAGCGAGGACGAGUCCCUCCGCAGCCUUAUUAAAGAGAGCGAGACUGCAUCCAGGCGUCCGGCACGAAGCGACAGCCGAACAGGAACCCUGAAAAGGAGGACUGACAGUCAGUCUGAGCAGGACCUCUUCAUGGGACUUCCAGAGAUGCUGGAGCUGCAGGCCAGCUAUGACGAGGUGGUGCAGGAGCUGCGUGGGCUGGAGGUCGAGCGAGAGGCUCUGUUGUUCCAGGUGGACGUCCUGCAGGACACGCUGGAGGGUGUAGAGGAGCUGCUGGCGGAGGCCCAGAGGGAAGCUGGACAGGCUAGUUUGGAGUUGGAGCGAGAGAGGCAGGACAAGAGGAAACUGGAGAGCAUGGUGUGCUCUCUGAUGCAAGAGGUGGAGAGAUUAAGAGAGGAAAGGAACAACAAACCAACAAACACACAUGAAAGUGUGGACGAUGUAACAAGACAGGGACACCAAAUGAAAAAUGCCACAUGCAGAGAAGAACAAGAUUUGUCGAUGUGUGAAAGCAGAGGCAAAGUGUCAGAGAAAGUGGGACAGAGUGAAGAGGAAGAAGGAGGCGUCCUGACGAAGCUGCGGAAGAUCGUCAGUAAGCCCCUGAACCAAGUGCCCUCUCUUGCACUAGACAACCCACUCUCUGAAGAUGGGGUCCUGCGGAGGCCUUACGAAAACUGUGUCAAGGACGGACGAGAUCCUUCUCCGGACAGGAACGACUCAGACAGCAUAAGUGCCUACGAAGAUGCAUCUGCUGAGACUCCAGAGCAGGACAGGCUGUUUGCAGGUGACGCAGACAGUUUGGAGCUGCCGCAUGAUUCGGAGAAUAAAGAGAAAAGUUCAGCUAACAAUGGCCAGGUCAACAAUGGUGAGAGCCAGGAUCCCAAAAACCCAGAAGGUUGUGUUGUGUCUUAACUAAGCUGUUUUAACUACAUGUGAGGAAAAGGUCAAAGAUGAUUAUUGAUCAUUUGGUUAAUUGCAUAGCUUUUGCAGUUUACGCGCAUCUGAUGUUUAUGUUCUUACAAAAACUUUGAGGCCACCAAAAACAUUCAAAGAUUUAGUCACAGCUAGAAGUUAAUUGAAUAGUAGAUUGAUAGAAAAAUGUUUUGUUUUAUACAUUUUCAAGCAAAAAUACCAAAAGAUAGUUUCAGCUUCUCAAAUUUGAGGAUUUUAGCCUGCUGUUGUGACACAGCAAACAACUUGACGAUGUCACUUUGGGUGCUAGGAAAUAGGAUAAUGAUUGUCAACAUUAAUUAACUUUUUAUAUGUAAAUGAUUAAUUGAGAUAAUUAUCAGCAGCUUAAUUGAUAAUGAAAUUAAUGGCUAGCUGCAGAUCUAGUUGUAAUACACUGUAGCAGAGUUUUAAGUUUCAGUUUUAAAUUCACAGCAAAGGAACUCAGGAUCCAGAUGGUUGCCUGCUGGAAUUCCACUAAUGACUACUUAAUAUUGAUUGCCAAUCAUUUCUUUUUAAUAUCUUAAAUUGUUUGAUUUUUUUUAAGUACGUGGUUUCGACAUGGAACUUACUCCAUGCUGCUUUGACUGCUUACCUCUUUGGUAAUCUUUUAAGAAGUCAGGAUUUACCUGUAGUCAAAAUAGAGUGGCGCUGAAAGUAUUCAGACUAUUGAUGUUUUGGCUACACACGUUAGAAAGUCAGGAAUUUAGAGAGGCAUGCUGAAGAUUUCAGACAUUCAGCACUGUACAAAAGGACACGUAAGACUUCAGAGGAUUAGAUCAGAUAAUCGAUGGCAGUUAAGGUUAUUAGAUACAGAUUUUUUUAAAUAAGGGACAAUGCCAACUAUUUACUGCCUUGCUUACCUUCAAAUGAACAUUUGUCUUUUUUAAUCUUUCAUAUCGGCCCUUUAUCCUGUUUUAUUUUUAAUUGAGGGGAAAGGAUUCCCGCUGCAUUAGCACUUUUUAAAAGUUCUUGUAGUGUGGCAUAAAUUUGUCAGAUUACAUUAGAAACAACAUUCCCUUUACAACCAAACACGUCGGAGAGAAACAAUCAGCUGACCUGCUGCAGGCUGUCUUCUCUUGGCAUGCAUGGUGAUACUGUAUGUUUGCACAUUUGCAGUGAAACUCGCUGAAGUUAGUGUCUUUGGAUGUCUCUGAUUGCUGUAUACAGUUUGUAUUUAAUCGCAAUUUUUAAUGUUCAUUUUUUAUAAUGUUACAAUUCUUUUUUUAUGCUUCAGGCAAGAAUAGAUCCUUUCACCUCAUUUAAGAUAGUUUGCAUGAGCACAUAAGAAUGUAUAUUGAUUUCCAAACUGCACACAAACUGAUCUGUCAUUCAUUAGUACUUUUGCACGCAGUACUUUUAAACAUAUAUUAAACAAUACUUUAAUCAAAGUUAUUUACUGAGGAAAUUUGUUUUCAAGGGACUUUUAAUUGUAGCUUUCUGUGCCACUCUGUCGUUACAUGUUUUAAAGAAGGAUCUUUAAGCUAAAUCAACUAUUUCAGUUUUGAGGGAACAUAUCAUGUGACACUAACCUUUUCUCAAAAUGAAAAUAAGAUUUGACAACUAAAUGGACCUAUUUGAAUACAUGUAUUGGUUAUUUCCUAUUUAGGGGUUUAAGGCAACAUAUUAAUGUUUGUUCAGACUUAUUUGUCUUUGAUCACACUGUCCUCCUGUUUCAAUGUCAUGCUGGCUCACAUGCAAAUAAUUUCUUAUCUGGUGUUUGUCAUUGAUGCACAAGCAGUUCACAUGACAUGCUUACUGUAGUACUGCUACUUUUGUGCUGUUACUGUAGUACUGCUACUGUAGUAUUAUUACUGUAGUACUGCUACUUUAGUGCUGUUACUGUCUCUCCUGCUGUGUGGUACUGUGGUCAGUACAAUCAGGUCAUUUCUACAUGGCACAAUCAGUUGUUUACAUUGUUGUCAUCAACAUUUCUUUAUAGUUUCUGGUCAGGUCAAAGGGUUUGGUUUGUUGUAACAAGCCAGUAAAGUUAUGACAGUCUUUGACAUCAAAAGUUUAAACAAUUAAACAUCAAAUUUGAGAGCACAUCCGUGACUUAUUGAGCAAUUUGAUUGUUGUUCUGUUUCAUUUUCACACAACAAUGCAAAAAAUAUGUUCAUACUGUAAUCUGGUGCAUUUUAUGGGUCUUAGACUUUUUGACUUGUCCUGAGCUUUGUAUUAAAUUUUCAGAUGUAACAGUAAAUUACAUGAAUUUAUACUUGUAACUGAAAAUACAUUCCAGACAUAUCAAAUAAAAGGGGUGACUAUUA